Lachancea meyersii CBS 8951 is the source of this 789-nucleotide messenger RNA. NCBI's taxonomy places the organism in Eukaryota, Fungi, Ascomycota, Saccharomycetes, Saccharomycetales, Saccharomycetaceae. The record is from the annotation of a GenBank genome assembly.
AUGAGUGCACCGCAGCUCGACGAACUCCAGUGGAAAUCUCCAGAAUGGAUCCAGUCCUUCGGACUCAGAACGGAUAAUGUGCUCGAUUACUUCGCAGAAUCGCCCUUUUUUGACCGCACUUCCAACAACCAGGUCGCCAAAAUGCAGCAGCAAUUCGCCCAACCACGUCCCGCUGUACAUGUGGCCGCUGCGGGCUCUGACAACUCCACUGGCGACCCUGAACAAGACCCCCACCGUCGCCGCAUCCUAUCCACCUAUAUGGUUCACGCAUUGUGGGAUGCUGAGUUGCGCAAACUCAAGGGCGUCGAAUACGUGUUGGCAUACGUGCGCGAGCCCGAUUUUUGGAUCAUUCGCAAGCAAAAUCGUACCACACCCACCUCUGCCACGCCUCUGCAAGACUACUUCAUCAUCGGUGCCAACGUAUACCAGUCGCCAGCCGCAUUCAAGAUCUUACACAGCCGGCUGUUGUCUGCAAACCUGCAUUUGUCGCAUGCACUCGCAAAUCUGCGCCGCAUGAGUCGGUUUGAGCCCUCACAAGGCGGCAGUUUCGCUGCUACGGCCUACCACACCACGCCCACGGUUCCUCACACUGCUAGCACAGUCUCAAGCUCUACUAGCGGACCCAAUUCCGCUGCCAAUACCGGUCCAACUACGGCAAAUGCACAAUCCGUGCUAACGAGCUCGGCGGACCCGGGAGGCGCCGCAGGCGCCCACCAGGCCGCCGUAGACGACGCACUCAUGGAUAAACUACUUGCUAUAAGCAUGAAAUCGACUCCCGUUUACCUGUAA